GAGCCAGCCGGCUAGCCAGCUCACUCACAACAUUGAAUAGACACACGGCCAGUCGCGAGCAUUAGUCCUCCCCGGACCUCGAUCCAACAAACCACGAGAAAGUCACCGAUAACAAGCUACGAUGUCAAUCACGUCGAGCUCCAUUCCGAUCCGACGUCUGGUUACGGAUCCCAGCCAACUGCCAUCUGACUAUUCUCGAACGCCGGGAGGCACCUUGUUCAGCACAACUCCGGGAGGAACUCGAAUCGUUUAUGAUAGGACAUUUCUGUUGUCACUUCAACAGUCACCACUAUCCCAAACACCACCGUCAUUGCCAACGAUCCCAGGUUGCACAGUGCCAAAGGGAUCUCUAUCGGUCUCGCCGAAAAAAGAAUUUCAUGUGCCUCAAGCGGUGGAUCGUCGCAGCAGUAAGACAGGUGCCGACGACGAGCAGUUCGCCAUAGAUAUCUAGUCACUCGGUCUACUUCUGGAGUCCAAUUUCCCAACAAGGAAGAAGAGGCACGAAUGCCGAGGAAAGAGGGGAAAGCAAUCAUUAUCAAAGCUCGCGGACUUCCAAUCAUCUACAAUAUCUUCCCGUCGGCCAGAUGUACUUUCGAAUCGUUGAGCGAUUUUUAUCGAAGUAGGCGAGACCCCCGGAUGCUCCCGAGGACUCCAAUGUAGAGGAGAUCGGAACAUCCGGAAGAAUCCCUUUAUACACACAAUAUUCUUCCAAUUUCGACAAAGACAGUUACUUUAUUCCGAACAACGAAACGUAAACCCGCCGCCAGCAACAUUCUUCUGUCUUCAAGCGCAUCCGAGAGCUUCGAUUGACCUUCGAGCUUCUCGGACUCUUGUCUCAUGGCAGAGGCCCCAAGAAAUUACUCGAAACCACUCAUCGGGUUCUCGAUAUAUGAUGAGUGGUACUAACGCUCCUUCACUAGAGUUCGUCCGGAACAGCUUUCGGAAGAUUCGCGCAGAAUCACUCGGAAGCUGAUUCCACGAUUGUUUUACGGAAAAUGCUUGCCUGAACCUUUAGGACGGCACAAAUGAUGAGGGAGCGUCAACAAUCAGGACUUCUGCGGAUCUGAUAUGAGAUCCAUAAGAGUAUAAACAUAUAUUAACCAACUGCCGAAUGUUUCCAAAGGGACGAAGGACCGAACAGACGAGAAAAUUCGAAGCAGGAGCGAAAAUACGAUUUUUGAAUGUAAAUAAAAUGUUGAAUUUACAUGUUUCACAC
Messenger RNA from Galendromus occidentalis (western predatory mite), 1216 nucleotides. RefSeq names its product eukaryotic translation initiation factor 4E binding protein thor (gene Thor). Gene Ontology annotation, biological process: negative regulation of translational initiation. Gene Ontology annotation, cellular component: cytoplasm. Lineage: Eukaryota; Metazoa; Arthropoda; Arachnida; Mesostigmata; Phytoseiidae. The record is from RefSeq and is a predicted model, not a curated record. Bases 122 to 451 code for a protein of 109 amino acids. Gene Ontology annotation, molecular function: eukaryotic initiation factor 4E binding. The transcript is spliced from 5 exons.